Molecule: messenger RNA, 451 nt
Organism: Wasmannia auropunctata (little fire ant)
Lineage: Eukaryota; Metazoa; Arthropoda; Insecta; Hymenoptera; Formicidae
Product: fatty acid synthase-like
Exons: 1
Coding region: 92-451 (119 amino acids)
Biological process (GO): fatty acid biosynthetic process
Molecular function (GO): fatty acid synthase activity
Source: RefSeq, a predicted model, not a curated record
UGUUUCACUCAGCGGUUGUUGCAGAUCUUUUGAUAUUGCUGCAAAUGGUUAUGUGCGCAGCGAAACGGUGUCAGUGAUAUAUCUUCAAAAAAUGAAGAAUGCGAAGAGAAAUUAUGCCAUAUGUCCGCAUAUUAAAUUAAACAGUGAUGGUUACAAAAAAGAAGAAAUAACAUUCCCAUCGUCGUUUGUGCAAAGUACUUUACUAACAGAAUUUUACAAUGAAUGCGGAAUACCGACAUCUUGUUUGGAUUACAUGGAGGCACAUGGUACCGCUACCAAAGUUGGCGAUCCUUCAGAAAUUAAUACUAUCUUUAAUGUAUUAUGUAAGAACAGAGAGACUCCAUUAAUGAUCAGCUCUGUAAAAUCCAAUAUUAGUCAUGCUGAAUCUGCUAGCGGUUUUGGUCAAAUCACUAAGGUAAAACAACUAACUUCUGUUUUCAUUUAUUAUUAA